UGCUAGUUCCGGCAUUAACUGAGAAGAGAAGAGUCCCUUGGUGAACAAGUAUACAACCGGGAUAUUCAAGCGAAUAAAUUACAUUACAUUUAAGUCAUUUAAAUGCCACCAAGUAUGACUGAGAGCUCGGCGAAUAAGUUGGUAAAUGGAGAUGUUUGCCACCGGACCGCAAACGGUAAAAAAUCUUCGGGAAGGAACGGUUUCGUGAAGAAUCAUUGUUUGUUCCAACAACCGCAACAGAAGAAGUAUCGGCGCCCAAGUGAGAAGAACAACCAUGUUGUGCGUAACACCAGCCUGUACAACAGGCCGUUUGUGGAGCAGUUUGAGGAGACUCCUCUGCUUGUGGCGGUUCUCACCUACGUGGGCUACGGCAUCCUCACCAUCUUCGGGUACCUCAGAGACUUCCUCCGCAACUGGGGCGUCGAGAACUGCCACGUGGCCAGAGAGAGGGACGAACAGAAGGACUUUGUUCCGCUGUACCAGGACUUUGAGAACUUCUACACCAGGAAUCUAUACAUGCGUAUCCGUGACAACUGGAACAGGCCUAUCUGCAGUGUCCCUGGAGCCAAGAUGGACCUGGUGGAGAGAACCUCCAAAGACUACAACAGGACGUUCGAACACACAGGCAAGGUGGUGAAAGACGUGAUCAACAUGGGUUCUUAUAACUACCUGGGCUUUGCUGAGAACACUGGGAGGUGUGCUGACAAUGCCACAGGGUCAACACACAAGUACGGUGUGGGAGUGGGCAGCACCCGCUCUGAGAUGGGUAACCUGGACAUCCAUGAGGAGUUGGAGCAGCUGGUUGCUAGGUUCCUGGGGGUGGAGUCAUCCAUGGCGUUUGGGAUGGGCUUCGCUACCAACUCCAUGAACAUUCCUGCUCUCGCUGGGAAGGGCUGUUUGAUUCUGAGUGAUGAGUUGAACCACGCCUCUCUGGCGCUGGGGGCGCGGCUCUCUGGCGCCACCAUCCGCGUCUUCAAACACAACAAUAUGGUGAGUCUAGAGAAGCUGUUGAGAGAUGCCAUUGUUCACGGCCAGCCCAGAACACACAGGCCCUGGAAGAAGAUGCUCAUUCUGGUCGAGGGAAUCUACAGUAUGGAGGGCUCUAUAGUACGCCUUCCUGAGGUGAUAGCCCUGAAGAAGCAUUAUAAGGCCUAUCUGUACCUGGAUGAGGCCCAUAGCAUCGGAGCUCUCGGACCACGAGGUGGAGGGGUGGUGGACUACUUUGGUCUGGACCCCAAAGACGUUGACAUCAUGAUGGGAACAUUCACGAAGAGCUUUGGUGCUGCUGGAGGAUACAUCGGAGGGAAGAGGGAGUUGAUAGACUACCUGCGGUCCCACUCCCACAGUUCAAUCUAUGCCACGGCCAUGUCCCCUCCCGUGUCACAACAGAUCAUCACCUCUAUGAAGAUCAUCAUGGGAGAGGACAACACCACUCUGGGGGCGGAGCGUCUAAAGCAGUUGUCAGAAAAUACCACAUACUUCCGAAGGAAACUCCGAGAGAUGGGAUUCAUCAUCUACGGAAACAAUGACUCUCCUGUCGUACCCAUGAUGCUCUACAUGCCCGCCAAAAUAGGGGCGUUUGGCAGGGAGAUGCUGAAGAGGAACAUUGGGACGGUGGUGGUUGGCUUCCCUGCCACACCCAUCAUAGAGUCCAGGGCCAGGUUCUGUGUGUCUGCCGCACACACCAGGGACAUGCUGGACACGGCAUUGGAGGCCAUCAGUGAGGUUGGGGAUGUGUUGCAGCUGAAGUACUCCAGACAUCAUGAUUUCCCCUCCUCCGUGGGUCCAUGGUCCUCUGCGGAGAGUCUGCUCCUGGAGCCCAGCCACGUCAAGCCUUCUUGUCAUAUAACUAACUGAACCAGCUACACCAGGCAUACUUGCACCUUUGUUUGUUUUUGCACUUACCUGGUGCACCGGCUCUAAAUCAGUCCCUGACUAAAGAAUGAAAAUGUAGAAGUGGAACUUAGGGGAUUUGAGUAUCUCUACACUACACUACAGUGGGGUAGGGAUAAAAGAAAGUCACCAAGGUCCUAUCGUGUGUGUGUAAGCCCCUAUCGUUGUCUUAAUGUUCGUUUUGAAGUGUGUAAGCCCCUAUCGUUGUCUUAAUGUUCGUUUUGAAGUGUGUAAGCCCCUAUCGUUGUCUUAAUGUUCGUUUUGAAGUGUGUAAGCCCUUAAUGUUCGUU
Molecule: messenger RNA, 2183 nt
Organism: Oncorhynchus gorbuscha (pink salmon)
Lineage: Eukaryota; Metazoa; Chordata; Actinopteri; Salmoniformes; Salmonidae
Product: serine palmitoyltransferase 2-like
Exons: 12
Coding region: 103-1857 (584 amino acids)
Biological process (GO): sphingosine biosynthetic process; ceramide biosynthetic process
Cellular component (GO): serine palmitoyltransferase complex
Molecular function (GO): serine C-palmitoyltransferase activity; pyridoxal phosphate binding
Source: RefSeq, a predicted model, not a curated record